Molecule: messenger RNA, 1553 nt
Organism: Culex quinquefasciatus (southern house mosquito)
Lineage: Eukaryota; Metazoa; Arthropoda; Insecta; Diptera; Culicidae
Product: cytochrome P450 4c21
Exons: 5
Coding region: 30-1553 (507 amino acids)
Molecular function (GO): iron ion binding; monooxygenase activity; heme binding
Source: RefSeq, a predicted model, not a curated record
AAAACCUGCAUCCACCUGCUUUCGAAACCAUGCUGUUCGAAGUGCUCCUGUCUAUUGUGGGGGCCUUGUUACUGUUCCUGUACCUCAAACAUCUCUGGGCGACCAGAUACAUCCAGAAGAUCACUCCGUGCCUGCCAAAAUUGCUGUACCCAAUUGUGGGGCACAUUCCCAUGCUUUGCGGGCUGGACUCCGAGGGCAUUUUUAGCGCGAUGGCAAAUGCAUUCCGCCACGUGGAUCAUCUGGGUCGAAUGAUGAUCGGACCACUUCCGGUGAUUCUGAUCAACCACCCGGAAACGUUGGAGGCCGUGCUGACCAGCGAACGAAUGUUGAACAAACCGUAUUUCUACGACUUUAUGGAGGUGUCUGAUGGAAUUUUCGGAAUGAGGGAUGGUGAAAGGUGGUCUAAGAUUCGGAGGCUACUGAAUCGCACUUUUAACCCAGUCACACUAAAAAGUUUUCUGCCUAUUAUGGACUCUAAUGCAAAAGCCUUGAUAGAAGAGCUACGCAACCUGGUUUCCGAGGAAGAUAAUCCCAACUUUGGGUUCGAUAUACAUACCUACAUUUCCAAGUGUAACCUCGAUACAAUCUACAACACUACGAUGGGCUGCAACGACAAUGAUGAAGUGGGCAAAAAUGAGUACUUACAUCGGCUGGAAGUGCUCUUAAAAAUAAUGAGCGAGCGAAUGGCUAAUGUGCAACAAUACUUUGACAUAUUUUUUCAAAUGACUGAUACCUACCGGGAAAAGCGUGCCAACAAAUUGUUUGUUAACAAGUAUUCUGCAAAAACAGUUCAUGCACGACAACAGCAGCUCAAACAGGCUCAAAUGCAGCAGGCUCCCGACGAGGAUGAGUUCGGAACCAAGUCAAUGAUCUUCCUGGACCAACUGUUAACCAUCCGGGAGGGAGAUAGGGCAGUCAACUUCACCGAUCAGGAGAUUAUAGAUCAGUGUUUAACGAUGUUGGUUGCGGGUUCGGAUACGACAGGCGGCGCCAUGUCUACGACUUGUCUCUUCCUGGCCAUGCAUCCAGAAGUUCAGGACAAAGUGGUAGCCGAAAUGAGUGCAGUUUUCUCGUCGGACUCCGUCCAGAUCACUCAGGACACGCUGCUGCAGCUGCGUUACACCGAACAGGUCAUCAAGGAGACCCUUCGCUUGGUGCCGGUUGGUGUGCUCAUGGCACGGGAGACAAAGUUCGAAGAAACGCUACAUGGAGUUCGUAUCCCACCGAAGCAGAUCAUCAUGUACAAUCUGUAUACGUAUCAUCGCCGGAAGGAUAUCUGGGGUGCAGACGCGGACCAGUUUGAUCCGGACCGGUUUGAGCCGGAGCGGGCUGAUAAACGGCACCGAUUUGCGUAUAUUCCGUUUGUUGCCGGUCAGCGUACCUGUAUCGGACAACGAUACGCCAUGCUUUCGAUGAAGAUUCUGCUGUUGCGAGUGCUGCAAGAGUAUCGGCUGGGGACUGACCUUAAGUAUUCGGAGUUGCGGUUCAAGUUUGAAGUUACUAUGAGACUGGUUGGGCCACAUCGAGUUUGGUUGACUAAGAGAAAUAAAUAA